UGGAGAAAAUAACACAGAAACAGGAAGAACACGCCGACAGCGUGGGUCAGCUUGUUACUGAAUGUCCAGAUUGUCACUUUUCCGUAUGUUAGCAAACAGUUUGCUCUCAUAAUCACCUGUUUGCAGUUAACAGGUUAAAAUGUACCGACGGUGUAGUAGAUCUCAGAUUACUUAAUAAAAUACCCAUAAAUUAAAGUUUAAAUGUAUUAUUCUGCAAUAAUGCUGCCAGUUUCAGCUGUCUGUGGAGGAAUAUACAGAGCUGUAAUCCGUACGACAAGAAACAUCUCUCUGUACUGCCGUCUGUCCUCUGGAGGCAGAGUUCUGGCUGGACUAGCGGAUGCUGACACCAUCUUCGCUUUGUCAUCAGGUCAUGGCAGAUGUGGAGUAGCAGUGGUCCGCAUCAGUGGUUCUGCUGCAGCCACAGCAUUAAGAUGUAUGGUUGGGCUCGGAAAUCAGCUGCCUCCUCCACGAACUGCGCUGUUACGCAGCAUCACAGACCCCCACUCUAAAGAAGUUCUGGACCGCGGAUUGGUCCUCUGGUUCCCAGCUCCUCAUAGUUUCACUGGAGAAGACAGUGUGGAGUUCCACAUCCACGGCGGUCCUGCUGUCAUUACUGCUGUCUUACAAGCUCUAGGAAGUGUGCCUGGCAUGCGGCCUGCCGACGCUGGGGAGUUCACGCGGAGGGCUUUCCACGCAGGGAAGCUCGAUUUAACAGAGGUGGAAGGCCUCGGGGAUCUGAUCCAUGCAGAGACGGAGGCUCAGCGGAGACAAGCUCUCAGACAGAUGUCAGGAGAACUGGGACGCCUCUAUCAGGACUGGAGCCACAGGCUGAAACGGACUUUAGCCCAUGUCGAAGCCUUUAUAGACUUCAGCGAGGAUGAGCUCAUCGAGGAAGGAGUUUUAGACCAAGUGGACAUCUCAGUGUGUGAUCUGCAAGCAGAGAUCAAGCAGCAUCUGAAGGAUGAGCGGCGAGGCGAGAGGCUUCGCAGCGGGAUCCAUGUGGUGAUCGCUGGUGCCACCAACGCAGGGAAAAGUAGCCUCCUCAACACACUCUGCCAGAGACCUGCAGCUAUUGUUUCUCCCAUUGCUGGGACCACCAGAGACGUAGUGGAGUCGGCGCUGGACAUCGGGGGCUUCCCUGUCCUGCUGAGCGACACGGCGGGCCUCAGAGACAGCCCAGACCUGGUGGAGCAGGAGGGGGUUCGUCGGGCCAGGGAGAGGGUGCAGCAGGCUGAUCUGACUCUGCUGGUCGUUGACUCCACCAUCCUCCCCUCGGAGGAGCAGGAAGCUGCAGCGCUCCUGCUGGAGCACCUGAGGAGCGUCCUGUCCUCCCAGGACCAGCCUGGAGCAGGCAGGUGUCUCCUGGUGCUGAAUAAAGUUGAUCUGCUACCUGAGGCUCACAGAGAGAAGCUGAAUCUGGGGCUGAGAAGAGUCUCUGGACUCCCACCUGUCUGCCUGAUUUCCUGUCAAACCAACGAAGGACUGAAAGAUUUCCUCACUGUGCUGCAAAGCAACAUCAAAACAAUGUGUGGUGACCCUCUCUCCGGAGCGCCCACGCUGACCCAGGCCCGCCACAGGGCCCACCUGCAGCAGUGCGUGGCGGCGCUGGCUCAGUAUCGGCGGUACCGCGACUCUGACCUCGCUCUGGCAGCUGAGGGCGUCCGGUUAGCGCUCACCAGCCUGGGGAGGAUCACAGGACGAGUGGGGGCAGAGGAGAUCCUGGAUAUUAUCUUCAAAGACUUCUGCAUUGGAAAAUAACGGAGCGAGAGUGAAAACACAGAACACAGGUGAUGACGGCCCACUCAGGGAGGAAGGCUGUUUUCCCACAGAACCGUUUAGUGAACAGCCCGGGCUUCGUGCCAUGCGUCAGGGUCCAAAUAGUCGGCUGUGUGUUCUUGGCUGCAGACGUACCUCCGUUCCCAGGACAGAAAUAUUUUUUCUGGUGGCAUUUUUUUUUAAAUCCAGCUGAAAUAGUUUUAGGAUGAUGGCAAUGUCUCAGGGGCCCAAUAUACUGAACAAGUGUUUGGCACAGACUCAGUCAUCAUCCGAAAAACUUUCCCAAGGCUAAAUAUUGUCCUUCAGGGCAGCAGCACAACAAAACAAAAUCAGCUGUGACCUCGACAAGGUCAGCUGAGCGUGCAGAUGUCUACUUUUGUCAUUGAAAUUUAUAUUUUUCUUGUAUAUGUUUCUUUGCUUGAUGUUUGACAACUAUAAAGGAAGGUCCACAUGUUAAAACAAAUACAGAAAAUACUUGGCUAUCAUCUCUUUUCAGAUUUUAGGGUUGCCUAGUCAAAGUUUGGACUAAUUGAGAGGCCAUGGCGUGAACUUAACACGCUUGAAAACCCUCCAGUGUGACUAAAUUUAUAUGUAUAGAUGACAAUAUUUCACUGUGAGUUUCUAUAAAUUAAUUUGUUGCUGCCAAACCUAUAGGAAAUAAAUUUUAAAUAGGACUAUGUUGAUUUGGGCAGAUCUUUUUUGCUAUAAAAACUGAAAUCAUGAUUUGAAACUCAGAUUGUCUGUUAUUUGUUUCAUGAUUUCCAACAUUUCAACUCAACAAAUAAGCAAAACAGAAAGACUCUGUUAAAGGACCAAAUGUUUAAGUGAAACAUUUUAUCUUGGUUGAAGUAGGUAGAGGAGUAAAUUAUUUAUCAUAAACUUAUAUGUUAUAUUUUGUAUUUGUUUGAAGUAUUUUCCUUCCUGACGUCUUCAGGCUUUGUUCUCUUAUUAUAUUUACAGAUAUUGACAGAAACAGAAAAAUAUCUCAAUAGUAAUAAUUCGUACCAAAUAUUUAAUCCAAGCACUAAUUUGUGAUUGUAGUACAGCAGACAAUAACAUUGUGAUGACAACUAUGGUUCUGUUUAUCUUUUACUAGAUCAAAUACAAGCAUUUUAUUGUCUCAACAUUACAUUACUUUUAUCUGAAAUAUCCCUAAAAGUAAUGCAAUGUUUUUUGUGUAAAACGAGUAAAACAUAAAUAAUUUUUGAAUUGAGUUUUUAAUUGAAUUGUAAGAUUGCAUUCAGUGUAUCAUUUUGGUUUUUUUUUUUUUUACUUCACUUUACUCAUUUCCCCCCCAGUUCUGGAUGAGGGACAGUGGUUGAGUGUCCAUUGACCAUAAAAUUGCACAAAUUGGAAUGACAAAAAUACAUUUGUUUAAUGGAAACAGACCAAUUUCGAAAAUGCUGCAGUUUUUUGCUGAAAGGUUUUUAGGUUAUGAUGUAUUAAAAUUACUGUAUUUUGUAAAACUGCAACAGAAACACUUUUUGAUGUCGAUGUUACAGAAGGCGGAAAAGACGACAGAAAGUGGAAGACGGAUUCUGACAUCCAUCUUAUCUUUCAAACAAACUUA
Gambusia affinis (western mosquitofish) is the source of this 3346-nucleotide messenger RNA. It is a transcript of the gene gtpbp3, whose product is annotated as GTP binding protein 3, mitochondrial. The record is from RefSeq and is a predicted model, not a curated record. Gene Ontology annotation, molecular function: GTPase activity; GTP binding; protein binding. Gene Ontology annotation, biological process: tRNA methylation; tRNA wobble uridine modification. The transcript has 11 exons. Bases 202 to 1758 code for a protein of 518 amino acids. Gene Ontology annotation, cellular component: mitochondrion; cytoplasm. NCBI's taxonomy places the organism in Eukaryota, Metazoa, Chordata, Actinopteri, Cyprinodontiformes, Poeciliidae.